CAUCACUCUCAACAAACACGCCUCGCCCACCCACUUCUUCCUGAUAGUCCAGGCCACCUAUAAACCUUGACGUCUGAAUUUUACUUUCAUCUCGAUAGUAUUUCUUUCUGUCAUUCACCUCUCCCCUGCCGUCCACCAUGGAGGCCGACAAGAUCUCCGACUUCCUGGCAGACCAACGAGACCAAGCUCCCAGCGACGCCCAGGCGCUGUUCCUCAACUUCGAAGAUUUCUGGGAGAGGAAGCUAUGGCAUCAGCUGACGGAUGCCCUGGUGGAAUUCUUUCGCCUGUCCGAGAGUGCCCCUCAGCGGUUACCUAUCUUCAAGUCGUUCAUCCUCACCUUUGCGGACCGCAUUAAUCAGCUUAAAUUCGUGUCGUUGGGAUUGAUGGCCUCGACACAAUGCAAGGAUGAUCAAGAACGACUCGCUUUCCUCACAUCACUCGCCAAUCGAGUCGACAAGGCCGACUCACAGGACGCUUACGUAUAUGCUGUGGCAGAUGUUGCCGGCGUGAAGCUACGACUACAAGAAUUCGAUGGAGCACGAAAGGACCUGGACAAGAGCCAAAAGAUUCUGGAUGGAUUUGAUUCAGUAGAAACGAUUGUGCAUGCGUCGUUUUAUAAAGUGAAUGCGGACUACUACCAGGCCAAGGAGGAAUUCGCAUCAUACUACAAAAACGCCCUUCUCUACCUGGCCUGCGUGCGCCUCGAAGACCUCUCGCAGGAAGAACGAGCCACGCGGGCAUACGAUCUCAGCGUCGCAGCUCUCGUCUCGGAUUCCAUCUACAACUUCGGCGAACUCCUCUUACACCCGAUCCUUGACUCCCUCACCGAGACACCGCACGCAUGGCUGCGCGAUCUCCUGUUUGCCUUCAACCGUGGGGACUUGACAGCGUACGACGUGUUGGCGGGUAACAUCAGCAAGAACAAACUCCUCGAAUCGCACCGGAAAUUCCUGUACAUCAAGAUCUCACUGGCAGCGUUGACGGAGGCCGUCUUCCGCCGGCCGCCCCACGACCGCACUAUGACAUUCAGCACCAUCUCGGCAGAAACAAAAGUCAAGACUGAGGAGAUCGAGCAUCUGAUUAUGAAAGCGCUCUCGCUAGGGCUGAUCAAGGGGUCGAUCGACCAGGUAUCGCAGAUUGCCCGAAUCAACUGGGUGCAGCCCAAGGUGCUGGAUAUGAAGCAAAUUGAAGGCAUGAGGAAUCGUUUGAAGGAAUGGGAUAGCGGGGUGAACCAGCUGGGACACUGGAUUGAGGGUGUAGGAAGGGAUGUGUGGGCUGCAUAGUUUCUCUUUUCUCUCUGUAUUAGCCUAUAGAUCAGGCAUCAGAAAUGCAAAUGAGAAAAUGUCAUCUCAUCAUUAAGACGAAUGACCUAGGUGGUAUGAUAUAGGUUUAAGGAGAUCUAAUGACA
Molecule: messenger RNA, 1408 nt
Organism: Talaromyces proteolyticus
Lineage: Eukaryota; Fungi; Ascomycota; Eurotiomycetes; Eurotiales; Trichocomaceae
Product: putative proteasome regulatory particle subunit
Exons: 3
Coding region: 138-1283 (381 amino acids)
Biological process (GO): ubiquitin-dependent protein catabolic process
Cellular component (GO): nucleus; proteasome regulatory particle, lid subcomplex; cytosol
Molecular function (GO): structural molecule activity
Source: RefSeq, a predicted model, not a curated record